Messenger RNA from Kwoniella mangroviensis CBS 8507, 984 nucleotides. RefSeq lists its product as uncharacterized. The record is from RefSeq and is a predicted model, not a curated record. Gene Ontology annotation, cellular component: RES complex; U2-type spliceosomal complex. Gene Ontology annotation, molecular function: RNA binding. Lineage: Eukaryota; Fungi; Basidiomycota; Tremellomycetes; Tremellales; Cryptococcaceae. The coding region runs from base 1 to 984 and encodes 327 amino acids. Gene Ontology annotation, biological process: mRNA splicing, via spliceosome. The transcript is spliced from 5 exons.
AUGUCAGAUCUAAAAGCCUACCUAGCCGACAAGUACAUGUCAGGUCCCAAGCGAGAUGCGAUCCUAGCACGUGCUUCCGACCCGAGCAUAAAGAAGAAGAAGAAGAAACCCAAGAACGAAGAUUACAUUGGAGGAUCAAAGGGGGAGAGUAGCGGUGGACUGAUGCUGAAAGAUGAGGAUGAGUGGAAAGUGAGAGAUAGAGAUGAUGAUGAAGAUAUGGAAGACGGAGAUUCUCCUGUAAUCGGAAAGGGGUUGUCCACAUUUCAAAAAUCGAAAUCAUCCUGGUCGACUGUCGGCUCAACCUCAUUACCUAUAUCCAAUCCUACCGAAGCUGGACCCUCAUCCCCUCGAGUGAAAGACGAAAUAGAUACAGACGCUCCUGUGGCAACCUUACCUAAAAGGAGAGGUGGUUUGCGAACAGCCGCGCAGAUGCGUGAGGAGGCAGAGAGAUUAGCAGCUCAGAGGGAACCUUCGCCUGAGCCUGAACCUACAGAUACCGAGGGGCAGAACGAGACUGUCCAUCGAGAUGCAAGUGGUAGGAUAAUAGAUGUAAACAAGCUGAAGGAAGAAGAGAGAUUACGAGAGGAAGAGGCAAAGAGAAAGGAACUAGAGAGGAAAGAAUGGACGAAAGGUCUUGCACAGCGUCAGGCAAGAGUGACAAGAGCUGAAGAGGAAAGGGAGAUGGGUGAAAGGAAGAAUGUGGGUGUGUCUAGAGAUGAUCAUAAGAUGAAUAAAGAGAUGCAGGAGGUUGAAAGAUGGAAUGAUCCAGCGGCGGAGUUUCUGAAGAAAAAGAAAAAAUCGAAAGGUCCCAGAAGACCGAAAUAUCAAGGUCCGUACGCACCCAAUCGAUUUGGUAUACCGCCUGGAUUCAGGUGGGAUGGUGUUGAUCGCUCAAACGGUUUCGAAAAGAAGUAUUUCCAAGCUCAGAAUGCGGCUGUCAGACGAGAACACGAGAAGAACCAAUGGAGUGUGGAGGAUAUGUAG